UCCCGCGCCGAACUGGACGAUCGCCAUUUUAGGUCAUCACGCCCGCGUCUUUGGUCAGGCCACAUCCCUCAACAUCGAGGCACUCUACCACAGAGGAAUCUACACUGGUGCCGCCAAACCUCAAGAGGCGUUCUAUAUGUAGACCGUGCAGUCGUCAGCCCCGAAACGCUGCCGCUCAAACAAGGAACCACCGUCACCCUGGACACAGGGAGUGCGUGUGCGCUUGCCGAGCGAUCGUGACUCUGAAACCGCCAGCACGGCCUGUGUGGUCAUCACGCCCACGUCCAUGGUCAGGCCGACUCCCGCGACAUCCAGGUACGCUACCACGGAGGAAUCUACAAUGGUGCCGCCAAACCGGUGUUCUAACGAGACUGCGCAGUCGUCAGCCCUGAAACGUCGCCAAUCGAACAAAGACCCGCCGUCACCCUGGGCAUGGGUAGACGUGGCAGUGCGCGUGCGCCUACUGAGCGAUCGUGGCUCUGAGAUCGCCAGCAUCGUCCGCGUUGUGGACGGCAGGUGCCAUGUGUUCGACCCCAGGGGCGAGGCGGAGUCUUUCCAAUUUCAAGAACAGCGGACAUGUGGGGAUCUCGCCAAGCCCAAUGAAGGCCAAGGCUUCAUGUUUGGUCAGUUAUUUGAUGAAACAAAAUACAAUGUGUAUGCGUUGGAGAGCACCACCAAGGACAUGCUGAUGAUACUCAUUGAAGGGUGCGAUUGCUCUGUAUACACGCGCAUUUCGACCGUCACCAGCAAAACUUUCGCAAUGCUGGGCUCCGAGGAAUGCCCCGGAGUGGUCUCCUUCAUAGCCAGCGAGUUGUACCAGUGCGUGGACAAGCUCCGGUCAGAGGGCCAGACAUGCGACGUAGCAGUCGCCUAUCUGGAAGUCUACAACAAGUUUGUUGGAGACCUGCUGUAUUUUGAUCCGGCCAAGAGCAUUGCCAUAUUGAACUUCAUCAAACACAAUGUGAAGGACGCUGGCACCCUCCUCCAGCUGCUAUUGAAAGGAAACAAGAGCCGGACGCAUCAUGUCACCGAUGCGAAUGCUGAAUCUGCAUGGUCGCACGCCAUCUUCCAGAGCUACGUCGCACUGGCGGAGUAUGUGACAAGCACGAGCAAAGAAAUUCGCGCCUCGAUGUGCUUUAGUGACCUUCCCAGCUUGGAGGGUGCAGCUGCGGCCAGUAGGAACAUAAAGGAUCAGAUGCGCGAGAGUACCAAGCUCAACCCGUCGCUCCUGGCCCUCGGCAACUGCAUCAACGCCUGCUCGAAGAACUGGACGCAGCAAGUUCCGUACCAGGACUCCAAGCUGACCCACAUCCUCAAGGACUCGCUGGGUGCCUCGUGCAAAUCCUCAUGAUUGGGACAGCGACGGCGUUGAAGCUCAGCUCCACGGAAACGUACAACACCCUGUAGUAUACGCUGAGCGGGCCAUGAAGAUCGAGCUGCGGGCCAAGAAGAUUGUGCUCAAUGUGAACGUGCGCAUGUCUAUGCACAGAGAGCGCGCUCUUAGAGGAGUAAAAUGAGAAGGUGGAAGGCUUUAGCAUAAGCUCGAGAAGGUAGAAAGGUGGACGGCUGUAGUGGAGGCUGAAGUGCGAGGGUUCGAAGACCAUCUGGUAGUCAAGUCGCCCUGCUGCGAGCUCGGAAGACCGCAGCGGUAGUGGCAGUGGUCCGUCGAGGUGUAGAGACGUGCUGUCCACAAAUCCCAUCCUGUCGCCCAUCACGGAGAUGGGCCCAGUCUCGGAAUCUCUCGAGCGCUCGAGCCGAGCUCGUUGUGCGUCGCAUAGUGAUCUGCGCUGAGCAACAGGCAUGAUAAAGCAGCAUUUUCGACCCGCUCGGGACUUAUUCGGAGAGCAUCAGUGCGGCUCUGGACUCGUCUUCGAUAAAACUUUUUGGUCGUUUCGUUGAAUCGUAAUUAUUGAUUUAUAAAUAAUAUAUCUAU
This is a messenger RNA of Dermacentor andersoni, 1933 nucleotides long. Its product is annotated as kinesin-like protein KIF18A. The record is from RefSeq and is a predicted model, not a curated record. NCBI's taxonomy places the organism in Eukaryota, Metazoa, Arthropoda, Arachnida, Ixodida, Ixodidae. Gene Ontology annotation, biological process: microtubule-based movement. Gene Ontology annotation, molecular function: microtubule binding; ATP binding; microtubule motor activity.